Messenger RNA from Saccharomyces cerevisiae S288C, 459 nucleotides. RefSeq names its product Fyv5p (gene FYV5). NCBI's taxonomy places the organism in Eukaryota, Fungi, Ascomycota, Saccharomycetes, Saccharomycetales, Saccharomycetaceae. The coding region runs from base 1 to 459 and encodes 152 amino acids. The record is from RefSeq and is marked reviewed. The transcript has a single exon. Gene Ontology annotation, cellular component: plasma membrane.
AUGCAGUACCAUUCCGCUCUAUAUGUAUAUAUUUACGUAACUUUCACCACUAUUCCCUAUAAGGAAAAGCCGGAUAUCAUUUCGAUCUGCUUCAGCAUGCUGUCGUUUGUUUUUGAUUUUUCUGUCCGAAUUUGCUCUCGUACCUUGGAGUCCUUUUCCUGGUCCUUGAUCAGCUCCUCGGCUUUCAAAGUAGUCUCAGCUUUCAGUUUAGCUGGCUCUUGUGUACUUGCCUCCCGCAGCAGCGUCGGUAUCAUUGUUUCACUACUUUUGUUUAACUUUUCCACUUGUAACUUUGUUCUCUUCCUUUCAGCGGUGCUGAUCGACCUCUUUUUUUGUACUUUCUUGCCAACACCAACAUUCUUGCCCACACCUUUCUUUUUCAUGCUACACUUGCCCAUUUUUUCCUUGCUAAAUGCCCUUGAGUUAUUGUACCUUAUUAUAGCAGGCUUGCACAUCUGA